Aspergillus pseudoviridinutans is the source of this 2493-nucleotide messenger RNA. Its product is annotated as pentatricopeptide repeat protein. The transcript has a single exon. Lineage: Eukaryota; Fungi; Ascomycota; Eurotiomycetes; Eurotiales; Aspergillaceae. Bases 1 to 2493 code for a protein of 830 amino acids. The record is from RefSeq and is a predicted model, not a curated record. Gene Ontology annotation, molecular function: protein binding.
AUGUCAUUUUGUCCGCAGCGUCUCCUUCGUUCCCGCUUCAGCGCUGGACUGCCAUCCUGGGAUCCGCAUCACAGAUGGUAUCAACCAGGGACGGGCAUUCAAGGCGCGAGAGCAUUAUAUUCCGGUAAUGAUGCGUCGAAUACGAGAACUCAGCUCCCUCCCGCAGUUGAUACAGCUAUUAUCCGUACAACGACCCCCUAUACUAUUCCGGAAGAUCCUUGUCGAAAGAGUGUACCUCGGAGAUUAUCCUCUACAACGUCCACUGUCGAUAAGACUUUCAAUCCCGAUUCACCCUCCGGGAUUGAUUUAAUUGAGUCACAAUCGCCCACAGUGCUCGAGGACCCUUCUCCUUGUGCUGAACAGGAGUCAGUUGCUCCUAAUCAAGUUGGAAGAUAUGCGGGCCGACGACCAAGAUUUCCAAGCUUCAAACGCCUGCUUUCGAUCCCAGGACGGAGUAGCAUCUUCACCUCGGGUCCAGCGCCAGCCAUAAUCUACAAAACCAAGGUCAUGGUUAGGGGUCAGCCCAGGGACAGGCAAAGAGUUCUCCGACCUAAAACUGUGGCUCUAGAGAAGCGCAUCAGAUCUCAGACCUUCUUUCACGAAGGGCUGAAUAUACGCACAUGGAGAAUUGCACAAAGCGAUCUGUAUAGGUCCAAAUUCUACGAAAGAGAGAUUCGAAAUGAGUUCUUGAGAGACUUGAAGCCGAACCCCGUCGAGCUGGACCUCCUAGAGAAACUCAAAACGGAUAGUCAAAGCAGUUUCCGUGAGGCUUGGGAGGCGUUAAGCAAGAGGGACAAAGCCCUUCGUUGGCACAAUCUAUCUCUAUGGUUGUUGAAGGAGUCUCCAGAGCUUGCUCUAGAAUUUUUUUCAGUUACCACUCAUGGCAAGGAAAGGCCUGUCUUUGUGAUGGUUGCAGAUGCCUUCCUUUUCUUGGACUCAUUUUACUACGAUAGGCUCAAAGACUGGAGAAAAGGGCCGCACACAUACCAAUCUGUCUUCAACGCCGCCUUGGGACCCCGCAAUUGGCCAAUUCUCUUUUUGCCGCAAAAAAUCGUUCGACUUUAUGUGAAGCGCGCUGAUCGUGACGCAAUUUACUAUGCUUAUAAACUUGUGUGUGAGCGCAAGAUUCAUACAAAAGCGGAGACACAUCUUUGUUUCAUGUGGCGAUUCAUCGAGUUCAAGGACGUCAAUCAGGCACUUGACGUUCUUGAUAACGUGCGGCGAAUGAAACAGGUUGAGUUUGGGAUGGAUUCUCAGAGCGUGAUGCGCCACUGCUGCAAGCUUCUCACACUUGAUUCGGUCCAAGAAGGGCCGGAAGGGCGAAAUUUCUACAUUCUUCCCAAAUUACUCAAAAUGGGUGUUCGGCCAGAUCGGGAUAUGAUGAACGUUGUUUUGUCCAAUGCCUUCAAAACAGGUGACGAGCAGUUGGGUCUUGAUAUGCUGGAAUAUAUGAAAAAUAAUGGCCUUGAACCAGACUCUUACACCCAUUUGAUCCUCCUCAACGAUGCUGUUGCGAGAGGGAAUCGAGACCGUGUUAGUUCCUUGAUUCGGGAGAUCGAAUCUAACGAGGAGCUGCUGAAGAAUCCUUGGAUCACAAGUAAGAUCUUUCAUGCUCAUUUCGUUUUCACUGCGAAGCAUAUAAAUCCAGACGACGAUCCGGAUGCGGUGUUCUAUUCCAUGCUGGAGAUGUAUAACAAGCUACAUGACAUUACUCCUUUGAAGGAGCUCUCUAUCUUACCGCCUGAAUACACACCUCCACCGGGGGGUGAUAAUACGCCACCUACCACGAUCGCUUUGUUUCUCAUGAUUGCAACAUAUCUACGCUGUCGAAGGCGUGUCUCUAUUGCUCAGCGCCUUUAUACGAACUUUCGCUCCCUGGUGCUGCAGGGACACUCCACAAUUGCUCCUCUCGCAGCAAGCGAUCACGUUUAUAACGAGUUCCUUGUGGCGUUUCGGGACAAUCCUCGGGGGUUGCGACCAGCUAUGCGAGUAGUUGAAGACAUGCUGCAGACUUCUGCUCUAACAAGCAAUAACCGGGCAAUGCGCGAACAAGCAAGUGGUCAUGCCUUGCCUUCUGUUCGAACAUGGACAAUCUUGAUGAGUUGCUUUAUCUUCAACAAACAACCGCACGCUGCAGAGAGAGUGAAGGAGAUGAUGGCUGAACACAAUGUUGAAUUCAACAAGGUCACCUGGAAUAUUAUCAUCAGUGGUUACGCCUGUAAACAAAGAGUUUUUGACCUUGCCCAAACAAUCAAAGCUAUGGAGGACGCGGGAUACGUCAUUGACUCCUACAACAUGAAGGCUCUUCGUUACCUUCGGGACCCUGAACGACUGUGGGUGGCUCUGGAAGAGUUGGACAAGCUAUCACAGCCUUCUCUCAGCACGUUUGCCGACUCCAAACUCGCACCUCCAAAGAGCGACAAAAAGACAAGGGAUGAGCUUUUGGAUCAAGGGCUCAAACGGUUGAGGGAGAAACUAAAGCCCAAAUUAUGA